Molecule: messenger RNA, 2893 nt
Organism: Arabidopsis lyrata subsp. lyrata
Lineage: Eukaryota; Viridiplantae; Streptophyta; Magnoliopsida; Brassicales; Brassicaceae
Exons: 1
Coding region: 366-1529 (387 amino acids)
Source: RefSeq, a predicted model, not a curated record
UUGUGUAAGAUUCCGCCGGCGAUAUGGGGAAAAUAAAGAUUUACCAAAACAAAAUCAUUAUGGCAGAGCAAUAUCUCGAGUUGCGGAUAAAGGAAAGUUUUGAGUUCAUCUAUUUAUUACCCCAACAUCGACGAUGCCUAGAAGAACAGAGAUAAACACCAUUAAAGCACCUUCAAACAUUUUAGCAGUUAAUGUGCCGGCGAACAGGGGAAAAGUUUACGGUCGAACCGGAGUGCAUUUAAGGGAACGAAAGCAUUGAAGAGGAAAAGGUAAAACUUGCCCUUCUCUAACUGAUUAUGUUCGAAUUAUGUGUUAAUGCAAAUGAUAGUCGGUAACGGUUAUUACUGGGUUUUGGCAGGUACAAAAUGGCUAUGAUUGUGCGUCUGGUCAGAGGAGAGUGGAAAAAGGAUGAAGACGGGUGCUACGAGCAUGUGUCAGCGUUAGAGGGUUUUACCCUGGCGGUGCGAUUGAGAGAAAAGGACGGGUAUGAGCAAGCUGUUAACGCGGUAAAACAACGGCUAGGGCUCCGGGAUGAUGACGAUGUAGUACUGAGCUAUCAAUGGCCGCAGUGGAUGAUGGGUCCGGAGUGGAAAAGAGCUAAUCCGAUAUACAUCAUGGAUGAUGAGGACAUGACUCUGUUCAUGGCGAUAAGAGCCGAUCUAGAGGAAGUACAUCUCCGUGUGAAGGGAGUGAAAGGAGGUAAUCAGAGAAACGUAAAUUCUUACACGAGCCACAUGGAUUUGGGAGGGCUGACUUCGGAGGAAAUAUCCGAUAAGUACUGGAAUAACGCAGAAACGAGAGCCGUAUGGGAUAGCGCGCUAACACGGUUGUUAACACGGACUGCGGGUGAUACAAGCCACGAUAAAGCCGGAGACCCAGAAGCGAUGUUUGGAGUACAAGGAGGCUCAAGAUCGAUAAACACCGAAGGAGGGAUAAGGAUAGAGGAGCCAAUAAACGCAACCCCAGUUAGAGCGUCUAUACCGACGAUACCCGUUAACUCUGGACAAAGACGGGCAACAGCUGCAGAGAAAGGUAAAGAACAUGUUACCGAUGGAACAAUCAGUGGCAUGCAAAACGGGCGGCAAGAUAAAAGCAAACACCCAGCUGGACUUCAAUCCACUGCUGACGUCGAGUUUGAAAUGUUUAGAAGAAACUAUGUUGCAGAAAUGUGGAGGGAUGUUUGUGCUACAGAAAUGACGCUCGGUGGGCUACAAGGGGUGACACCACCGUCUAAUCCGGGGCAAAAGAUAGCAAGGGCGUUGGAUUUUGGGCCAAGAGAGGAGGAACGUGAAGCUAUUGAAGACGAUGGUCUCCGCCUAACACUGGCAGGAAAGGGAAUUGGAACUCAUAAACCAACUAUUUUAACGUUGUCAUCAACUGAUUCAUCUUGCGGGACGCCUUCCACAGAAUCAACAAGCAUAUCAUUCUCAACGGAAGACCUAAUGGAUGAUUCCAUUGAUAUUAAUUCGCCUACCGGGGUAAUAGGUACGUUAGCGAGUAAAGCAAAUGUCUUUGUCUAUGACCGGUAACUAUAUUGAUACAAACCUUUUAUUUACAGAUGGCCCAACGAGUGAGGAGUAUCAUACAGACCCAGAUGGACCAUUGUGUAUAUCGCCAGUUGUUCCAACAAGCAUGACAAAUUGGAGGGGUGUGGUUGAAGCUAAUAAGAAGGCUGCAUUGGAAAAAGGUUCGGGAUCCAAUGAUGUUGUUCAUAGGGGGGGCUCAGAAAUGGUUGUUAGAGAGACACCAGUCCCGACGGUGUUGUAUGACAGGGAUGCACCUCCAUACUUUGAUGAUCCGGGAGAAGAAGGUAUGUGAAAAAACUGUUACCUAAAUAUUAUACGAUAAGUUAGAUAUUAUCAUGUAAAAUACUUUGAUAACUGGUAACUAAUAAGAUUCCAUUCUAAAUGGUGCACUUUUAUGUUAACAGACUAUCUCCACCGAGCACUAAAAGAUGCAGAUUACGAAGGAGAUGACAUCUUUGUUGGGAGAAUUUUUAAAAACAAAGAUGACUGCACCACCAAAUUAGCCAUCCACGCCAUGCGUCGGAAGUUUCACUUCAUUCAUGCAAAAUCGUGUCCUACCAUGGUGAUUGCAGUGUGCGUAGGGAAUACUUGUCCGUGGAGGGUAUACGCAACAAAACUAGAAGACAGUGAGAGGUUUGAAGUGCGCACAGCAAGUCUACAACACACAUGUAGUGUAGACGCCAGAGGUGAUUUCCACAAGCAAGCAUCAACAGCUCUGAUUGGGAAACUAAUGAGGACAAGAUACGUAGGCGUUGGAAGAGGUCCAAGACCUAAUGAGCUGCGAAAAAUGCUAAGACAAGAGUUCAGUUUAAAUGUUUCCUACUGGAAAGCAUGGAGAGCCAGAGAAAUUGCAAUGGACAAUGCCAUGGGAUCAGCGGCUGGAAGUUUUGCUCUGAUCCAGCCAUAUUUUAGGCUCCUGUUGCAAACAAAUCCAAAUUCACUAGUGUACUUGGAAACCGACACAGAUAACACCGAAGUUACCAGGUUCAAGUAUCUAUUCUUUGCGCUACAUGCAUCUAUUCAGGGGUAUGCAUACAUGAGAAAGGUCAUAGUUAUUGAUGGAACUCAUUUGCGGGGCCGGUAUGGAGGGUGUCUGAUAGCGGCAAGCGCCCAAGAUGCGAAUUUCCAAGUAUUCCCGCUUGCUUUUGGAAUAGUAAACAGUGAGAACGACGAUGCAUGGACUUGGUUCAUGCGUAAGUUGACCGAAGUUGUGCCGGACGAUCCAGAGUUGGUGUUCCUGUCGGACAGACACUCUUCCAUAUAUGCAAGCAUAAGAAAGGUAAAUCAAGUUAAAUAUUAUUCUGGUUAACUUUUAUAUUACCGUCCCAUAUAUGGAUGCUUUUGGCAAUGUGAUACCUGUAACCAGU